Molecule: messenger RNA, 1002 nt
Organism: Durusdinium trenchii
Lineage: Eukaryota; Dinophyceae; Suessiales; Symbiodiniaceae
Source: the annotation of a GenBank genome assembly
AUGCACAAGAAGCUGGCUGCUUCGAUAGUUGCUUUGCGGCUUUUCUGGGCUAUCCAAAUCUUUCCAACAGCAGUACUGCCUCCUACUAUCCAGAGAAGAAGGCCUUGGGUCCAUUGCCUCUACCUCGACAAUGGGCUGAAAUACCAUCCGAGAAGCGUGGGAAUAUCCAGGUUGAGGUGGUUUCCCAUGCCAAGGAGACACCAAAAGGCUGGAUCAACCAGGACUCGGCCAUGGCUGUGCUUCCUGCCGGGUGCUCCGAAAACGGAGAUGGUGGCGGUGGUGUCUUCCUCUUCGGUGUUUUCGAUGGUCACGGGCGGAUGGGCCAUGAGGCCUGGGCAUUUGAGCAAUCAGCCAGUCCAUCCCUCGCAGAAUCCGGGCAAAGCUUUGGAGGGUGCAUUUCGGAACACCGACGACGACAUCUUUGCCAGCAUGGGGGCUGAUGUCGAGUACAGCGGGUCAACUGGGGUGGUGGCGAUGUUGGACCAAGGCCAAAGAAUGCUGACGAUGGCCAAUGUGGGUGACUCCAGGGCGGUUUUGGGCCGCCUUGAAGGUUCAACUUGGUGCGCCAUCCCACUAACGACAGAUUUGAAACCUGACCUUCCGGAGGAGCGAGAACGAAUAGAACUAAGCGGAGGAACCGUUUGUCAGUUUCGCGAUGAUGAAGGAGUAGAGGCUGGUCCAUUCCGAGUGUGGGAUGGACCUGCUUGUGAGAAGCCUGGUUUGGCAGUGUCACGGAGUCUGGGGGAUGGUGCUGCCAGAGCUCUAGGUGUAACAGCGAUCCCCGUGGUAACAAAGCACCAUUUGCAACCACAGGACAAGUUCCUCAUCAUAGCAACGGAUGGCUUGUGGGACUCCCUUGACAAUCAGGAGGUGAUUCGCAUUGUGGCCAAAUUCCAGAAUAUGCCAUCCAUUGCUCUCAAAGCAUUGACGGAGGCUGUGAGACGGAUGGAGGGCGAUGAACUCUCUGACGACACCACCAUCCUCCUCAUCCGUUUUGCUUAG